GCUCGGCGGCGGCCGCGCCCCAGCGCACUCCGCCCGGCUGCACGGCGCUGCGCGACCCGGCCGGCAUGGCGCGCUGCGAGGAGGUUCACCGCCUCACCGAGACCGUCUACAAGACGAUCAUGGAACAGUACAAUCCCAGCCUCAGGAACUUCAUUUCCAUGGGCAAGAACUAUGAAAAAGCCUUGGCAAGUGUAACGUAUGCUGCAAAAGGAUAUUUUGAUGCUCUGGUUAAAAUGGGGGAGUUGGCCAGUGAAAGCCAAGGAUCUAAAGAACUGGGGGAUGUUCUCUUCCAGAUGGCAGAAGUUCACAGGCAGAUUCAAAAUCAGUUAGAAGAGAUGCUGAAGUCUUUUCACAACGAGCUACUGACGCAACUGGAGCAGAAAGUAGAACUGGAUUCCAGGUAUCUAAGUGCUGCGCUGAAGAAAUACCAGACUGAGCAAAGGAGCAAAGGGGAUGCGCUAGAGAAAUGCCAGGCAGAGCUGAAAAAACUUCGGAAGAAGAGCCAAGGGAGCAAAAACCCUCAGAAGUACUCGGACAAGGAGUUGCAGUACAUCGACGCUAUUGGCAACAAACAAGGUGAGCUAGAAAACCACGUCUCUGAUGGCUAUAAGACCGCACUCACAGAGGAGAGGAGACGGUUCUGCUUCCUAGUAGAGAAGCAGUGUGCUGUGGCUAAGAAUACCAUCUCCUACCACACCAAGGGGAAAGAGAUCUUGACACAGAAGCUCCCGAUUUGGCAGCAGUCUUGCUCAGAUCCCAACAAGAUCCCAGACCGGGCUCUCCAACUGAUGCAGCAGAUGGCCACCAGCAGCAACGGCACAAUCAUCCCCAGCGCCCUGUCCACGUCCAAAUCGAACCUAAUCAUCUCCGACCCUAUCCCCGGGGCCAAACCGCUCCCUGUCCCACCAGAGUUGGCACCCUUCGUGGGGCGCAUGUCCGCACAAGAGACCAUUCCCGUGAUGAACGGCGUCUCGGGCUCUGAGAGCGAGGAUUACAGCCGCUGGUCCGAGAUGAAGCCAGCCCAGCCGAAAUCCCGAUCUCCUCCCCAGCAUCAGAAGCAACUGAGUGACUCGUACUCCAACACGCUCCCUGUGCGCAAGAGCGUCGCACCGAAAAGCAGUUACGCAACCACUGAAAACAAGACCUUGCCACGCUCCAGUUCCAUGGCUGCUGGGCUCGAGAGGAAUGGCAGGACAAGAGUACAAGCCAUUUUCUCUCAUGCUGCUGGUGAUAACACCACCCUCCUGAGCUUCAAGGAUGGAGACCUCAUCACGCUCCUGGUGCCAGAGGCCCGAGAUGGAUGGCACUACGGGGAGAGUGAGAAAACAAAAAUGAGAGGCUGGUUCCCUUUCUCCUACACACGGGUUCUUGACAGCGAUGGAAGCGACAGGUUGCAUAUGAGCUUGCAACAAGGGAAAAGCAGCAGCACCGGCAACCUGCUGGAUAAGGACGACAUCGCCAUCCCGCCGCCAGACUACGCCGUGUCCUCAUCACGGGUCUUCCCCCCACAGCCUGUUGGCACUUUCAAACAGAGACCAUACAGCAUGGCAGUGCCUGCCUUCUCCCAGGACUACCUUAUGCCCUAUGGUUGUGCAAUUAAAGAAUACUCCCGUGGCCUGUGCCAACUGCCAUCUGCUCACUACAAGCCUUACACUAGGUCAACUGGUCUUGAGGACUAUGGGACGAGAGGUGGAAGCAGAAAUCCUUUUGCCAACAUCCAGCUGAAACCAACAGUGACCAACGACAGGUCAGCUCCCUUCAUCAGCUGAUCCCUGGGAUUGCUGGAGCCAGCAAGCACCUCCCGCCUGCACUGCUGUAUCUGACCCACUAUAGCCUCCUUGUUUGCAAGUCUGUCUUUCCAGAACUUUAUGUUUAGGCUGCAUUUACACCUGCUACUGCUGCGUGGAAGCCAAGAGCUAAAGCUGGUGUUUUGAUGGAGUCUCCUCUAGAGCCAGUGUAUUCAGCGCAAGGGGGUUAAACUCUGUUACCGUUCGUUCCAGGUGUGGAAGGAACAGCAGUCCCGGCCCUGGAUUCCCAGCCUGUAUCUUCCCACCCUGUUCAGUUCUCCUGAGGUUUAGUGAUGGACUAUCUCCUACAUGGAGCAAGAUACAGGGCAGGGCAGUGUAACCCUCACCCCAGCCCUCUAAAAGGAUGUCUGCAGGGCAACUGGGACAGAGACUCCUGGCCUAGGCCCACGGCCUUACGCACUACCCCUAGUGGUGUGGGUCAGGUCUACGCAGCUCGUGCUAGCAUAAGCCCUAUUAACACCCCUCUGUGGAGCUGGGUGGACAGUCUCGUGUCUCCCUGCAGUGUAGACACAGCCAAGGUUUGCAGAACCCUCCUUGAUGCUGUUUAGAGCUGACAAGGGCAGUGAGUGGUUAAGCCUUAGCCCCUUCCCUUCUUCGGGCCUGCAGCAAUUCUUAGCCUGUGGAACAGCAGAGCCAUGCAAAGUGCCGGUGUCCUCCCUCACCCUGCUGCUCAGGGCUAAGGGCUGGCUAGCACGGCUCAGCUGCUCCCAGGCAGGCCUGCUGAACUUCAGCUAAACAGUUGCAAUGGGUUUUACACUCAACCCACCUGGUGCAGUGUCUAUAUUUUAUUUAGCUCUGUCAGGUACUAUUCACCCUAGAACACCCCCUGGGCAGAGGUGACCAGUAAUACUCACCCUCUUACCGGUAAUCGUGUGUAGUGAAACCAUGGGGAAGAGGAAAGAGAGGUGCAGGAGGGUGCACCAUGCCUCCAUAACACUGUCCUAACCAAACGUCACUUGCCAGAGACCUGCCAGACCCCAGCUGCAGCUGCAGCCAGCUUUCAGGGCUGAAGGCGGGAGGGUCUGUGUGACUUGAAAGGUGCUGGGCUGCAAACAUUCCAAGUCCCUGAGGCCACCCCCCAUGCUAGUAGCGACUUCCCCAGGUGUCACUAGUGUCUGCCUUCCAGGCCCCUAUAAGUGACUGGCUGAGAACUUGGGGCAGCUGUAGACCAAUGCUUCCAGGGCCUGGUUCUGGUCCCAAGCCCAGGCUCCUCUCGCAAGUGCUUGGUGUAUGUUUUAGAAGAGCAGGUGUCAGGCUCUUUACUGAGAAACCUCUGUCUUAGCUGAGCUCUCUUCCCCCUUGUUUGUUACUAAAAUCGCUGCUGCUCAGAUAGUGCCUCUCUGCCCUCAGCUCGGCGUAGACAUCGCAGCUCCACCCCAGAGCUUGCGCCAAGGGUCCUGUGGAGCAGCAGCCUUGUGUCCUCCCUAAAGGAUGAGGGAAGAGAAAGGGGGGGAAGAAAGCUUCACCACCUGUGUGACCAGGACCUGCAUCGGGCCUGGGUCGUUCCCUGCCUUGCUCCAUCACAGGCUAGAUUAGAAAUCAGGGCAGGAAGCCCAGACCGUGCCUGUGGCAGGGGUUGCCCUCUUCAGUGUUUGGCCAUUUGCACUUUUUUUAAAAUUGCUAGAUCGCAGAGCAUGAGGGCUGCUGGUGCUUUACGGCGCUGUACAGUUAGCCCCUGAUCAGCUUCCGCCGCAUAGCGAACGAAACCAAAUGCAGAGUCCAGUGUUCGUAUUUUUAUAGAAAGGAAAGUAUAUUGGACCACUCUAAUCGAUGGCUGCUUGCUGCAGCCGCUCUGAGCCCUUCGCCCCACCUAGGAACGCUGGCUUAGUUCUCCGCUGUUGGCCAUAGCUUCUCUUCUCUAAGCUGGAGGAGACAUCUCACUGAAGGCGGGGGAGCUCCUGAGCCCGGCAGGGGGAGCUCCUGAGCCCGGCAGGGGGCCCCAAGCUGCAGUUACUCCCCAGGCUGCCUUGCACGGCUGUGGGUGAAGCUGGAUGGCACUGCCCUGGGGGGUUAAAUCUGUCCAAUGGUGUCGUCUCAAACUCUCCCAUCUGCUCUUCACGCCGCUGCGCACUGCGACUUCCCCCACUUUUCAGCGGCAUCAGUGAGGGCGCGGGCGGGCUCCUCUCACUGAGGUGACCCGAGGCCAUAACGCUGUCGCUCAGAGGUAUGAAGACUCCCUGGUGCCCGAGGGCUGCUGUUUAAACCGGCCUAACCCCUCAAGGCGGUGGUGCUAGGGAACAGCCUCAGCAACGCAUUACAGCUGCCCCCCUGCGGCAGGCUGAGCGUAGACAAGCCCUGAGACUGCACUGCUCUGAACCAGGCGCCCAUGCAGUGCCAAGCACAAAUACAACACCCUGGAAACUACCAGGGGCAGCACAAGUGACCGGCCUCAGUUUUCUGCUGUCCUAGUCCUCUCUGGGCCUGGUCCCUGCACCCAGUCCUUGCUCACUUGGUCAUUUUCCUGCUCCAUGAGUGAAGUUCUGCCAGGCUGCAGCCCUGCAGAUGCAGUAACUGGCUCAUGUGGGCCAAGGCCAGAUAAAGGCAUAAGCAAUAUUGUCCCCGGUUUAGGGCUGCAACUGCUAGAGGCCUAGGAUGAGCCCAGCAUCUUGUCCGUGAGCGCUGAAAAUGUAAAGGAGUGGCGCUGAUGCUUGCCUGAGUGUGCAGGCAGCCUGAACCAAUCGAUGUGAGCUGCCCACUCCAGCUUAACUCUGCCACCCUCUGGGGACAGCUCCAGCCGUGGUGUGCCUGAGGCCCCAUAUUGCCUUAAUUCCUCCCUGGGUGGCCCAAAGACUCAGAACUGCUGUGCAAAUGGGCCCUGAGUGAACUUGAACCUGGCCUCCCAGAAAUCAUGGGACCAAGGAGCUUGGCGCAGCUACGGGGCUCUGCUGGGACACGCCCCAUCCUAAUGGCGCUGGGCGUGGGUCUUUUGUCCUGGAGCUUUCCAUAUGGUGCCCACCAUCACGCUGUGCCUUCCUGUGGUGUGAGCGAGAGGGUUUGUGCACAGCAUCCGGCACUGCAGUCACUGGCCCACAGGCUCGGAGCCUAGCCGAAUCGUGAUGUCGUUACCCAGGACUGGUCACUGCUCCCCUCCCAACAGUGCGAAUGCACUGGAUCCCGUGCACAUGGGUGAACCCACGUGCCAGUGAGGGCUGAGGGCUGCUCCCAAUGGUGGUUCAUCAUGGCACUGCCUGGCCUACUCCCAGCACUUGUUCAAACCCUCCCAGAAAAGCUGCCUCGCCUGGAGGAGCCUGCUUAGCCUGAGCGCUUUGAACUUGGGCAACCAAGCUUCGCUUCUCAACCAGCAUGGCCCGGUAGAGGUGCUAGGCCACCGCUCUGGCUGCUUCCCUGCGCUUUCUAGUCAGGCUAGCAGCUGCACCAUGUACCCUGAAAUUGCUAUUUUUCGAAAAGUAAUUUAUGAGCAAUAAACCCCACAAAUCCUUGGCCUUGGUGCAUGACUCU
Caretta caretta (loggerhead turtle) is the source of this 5267-nucleotide messenger RNA. RefSeq names its product BAR/IMD domain containing adaptor protein 2 (gene BAIAP2). Lineage: Eukaryota; Metazoa; Chordata; Testudines; Cheloniidae. Gene Ontology annotation, molecular function: protein binding; cytoskeletal adaptor activity. Gene Ontology annotation, cellular component: nucleoplasm; cytosol. The record is from RefSeq and is a predicted model, not a curated record. Gene Ontology annotation, biological process: actin crosslink formation; actin filament bundle assembly; plasma membrane organization.